UCUUAAAUAAUUUUAUAAAAACAAUGGCAGACGAUGGAGUUGUGCUGGACGACAUUGCUAUGGAUGAGACUGCUCCAGAUGCCGAAUUGGAUGAAAUUCGAAAGGGAGUCUCUAAAAGGAAGGGACGUGGCUUUGAAGGAUCUCAAAAGAGUAAUGUGAAGGAAUAUGAAACGCUUGGUGAUGAUGGUUUUUAUGGGCCGCAGCGUUCUGUUGAGGGGUGGAUAAUUUUUGUUACAAAUGUCCAUGAAGAAGCGCAGGAGGAAGAUGUAAAAGAUCUCUUCAAAGAUUAUGGGAAUGUAUUAAAUAUGCAUUUAAAUCUUGAUCGACGAACUGGAUACUUUAAAGGUUAUGCAAUUGUUCAAUUUGAGACGCAAAAGGAAGCAGCUGAUGCUAUUGCUGGAUUGAAUGGCUAUGACUUUCUUGGUCAAGAAUUAUCAGCCGAUUGGUGCUUUGUUAAGGGAGGUCGUGACAAGAGACGUUAAAAAACGAAUUUUUUCGAUUAAUUUCUCUUAAGUAUAUACACUCAUUUUAUUUUUUAAAUGAUUUGGUUGAGUGCAUCUUUACAAGAUAUUUUGAUUUUUUUGUUAAAAUUUUGCUUUCUGUUGGUGGUGACAUUAAUAUUUUGAAAUGUUUAAAUUUUUCGAUUUUAAUUAUUUGAUUAAAAACUCGAUAGAUCGCCAAUUUUUUGCUGAUUUUUUUAUUUACAAUUAAAAUUGAAUCUUGA
Molecule: messenger RNA, 724 nt
Organism: Meloidogyne enterolobii
Lineage: Eukaryota; Metazoa; Nematoda; Chromadorea; Rhabditida; Meloidogynidae
Source: the annotation of a GenBank genome assembly